AUGGCUUACAAUAGUGGUAAUUCAGGAAGUGAGGACGCUAGUGGAAAUAUUUGGAGUUCAGGAUCACACGGCGGUGCACGCAUGGGUUAUUCAAGUUCAAACAAUGACGAUGAUAGUGGUUCAAGAGGAGGUGGAUCAUAUCGCGGGUCAUUUGGAAAUAAUAAUUCAAGAUCUGGCGGCAGCAGCGGCGGCGGUUAUGGGUUCCGACGACAAAAUAACGAUCGAGGAGAUGUUGAAACACUUACUGAUGCGAUAUUUAUUCAAAAUCUACCGAAAAGUAUUACACGCGAUCAGAUUCUUGACAUUUUCUCAACUGUUGGAACAAUCAAAACUGAUGAACGAUCAGGUGGUCCAAAAAUCUGGAUCUAUAAGGAUCGUGAUACCGGCGAAUCAAAUGGCCGUGCUACAGUAACAUAUGAGGAUGAUGAGACAGCUAAUCGUGCUAUUUCAAAAUAUAAUGAUCAAGAGAUUGAUUCGAUCGGUUCAGUUGUACGUGUACAAUUAGCACAACGCCGCAAUCGUAAUAAUAAUGGCAAUGACCGUGGUGGUGGCCGAGGUGGUUACCGUGGCGCUCGCAGUAAUUGGAGUAGCGAUAGUGAUUCUCGUCAAAAUUACAAUUCCAGUAGCAGUAGUCGAUGGGGUAGCUCCUCUGGAAAAGGAUUUUCUGAUGAUCGAAGUGGUGGUAGUAGUAGCCGAGGUGGCGGCUUCCGUGGAAUGGGUGGCGGUAGUAGUUCAUUUGAAAAUGGAGAUGAUCGUAGCGGUUCAUAUCGUGGUAGCCGCAGUGGCCCAUAUCGUGGCGCCAGCCGUGGCAAUGGUGGUUCAUCAAACUAUGCUCCAUAUUGA
This is a messenger RNA of Rotaria socialis, 843 nucleotides long. Lineage: Eukaryota; Metazoa; Rotifera; Eurotatoria; Philodinida; Philodinidae. The record is from the annotation of a GenBank genome assembly.